GACGCCGCCGACGUCUACGUCACCACCGACGCUGAUAACCUCAACAGCAAGCCCGGCGCUGCUCCAAGUUGAACAGCGCAGCAAGUCAAGUCAGUUGGCAACGGGCUCGUCAUUUUUAGAGGCUGUGCGGGUGCAAUCCACUUGAUCGAAUCGGCGCGUAAGGAAGGCUAUGCGAUGCCCAUUAUGGUCCUCACAAAUGAGCCGCACGCGCCGAUCGACCGGAUCAAGCUGCCGAAGGGUUUCAUGACUGAUGUUGGCGCCCUCACGCGUGCACCUGCGACCAAGUAUCUGAGGCAGUUACAAGGGUUCACCGACCUGCUGCAGAAGGAAGUUUCGGUUGCCGUUGACCAGAUGUUCCGCAUCAAAAGUCUGCCGCGCGAUGCAGGCGUAUUUGCGAUCGGCAACAUCGUCACGACGCCCACGCGCGACGCACGCAAAGACAGCGACGCGUUCGACAAGCUGCCUGUCGUCUGGAGCGCGCUCGGCAGGCAACUGCGGUACGUCGGCAAAGGAAACAGCGGCAAGUUCGACGCGGUCCACCCCGCCUAG
Tilletiaria anomala UBC 951 is the source of this 549-nucleotide messenger RNA. RefSeq lists its product as uncharacterized. The record is from RefSeq and is a predicted model, not a curated record. The coding region runs from base 175 to 549 and encodes 124 amino acids. Lineage: Eukaryota; Fungi; Basidiomycota; Exobasidiomycetes; Georgefischeriales; Tilletiariaceae. The transcript has 3 exons.